GUUUGUCAGCCGCCCCGCGCCUUAUGUCUGUUCAAUUUUCAUCAUCAUCAAAGGCCCCAAUCUAAAGGGGCGGGAAAAAAAGAAACGAAAACGAAAAUCGCUCGGCUCAACGCCUUCAUUGCCAACUCACUCUAACGACGAGGCUGAAAUAGAAUCAUCCGGGGAAAAUGACGAGUCUCAAGCGUUCGUUCGAGGCGGACCCUUUUGCUGCCAACAUCUCAAGCAAGGUCUACGUCCGAUCGACCAGAAAGGGCAAGGUUCAGAAAAUCGUGAGAGAGGUAUACCUGCGUCAAGACAUCCCUUGCUCAUCCAAGCUUUGCCGAAGCUGUUUGCAAACGGCCCCCAGAGAUGCAGCCAACAAUGUUCAACCAUUUGUGCUGUCCGACAAGCCCGCGGGAACAAAGGUGUUCCCCCAGGGGCACUAUAUCGUCCCCGACACCAACGCUCUGCUGAACGCCAUGGACCUUUUCGAGCAGAGCUCGGCCUUCUACGACGUUGUCAUUCUGCAGACCGUGCUGGAGGAGCUGCGCAAUCGGUCGCUUCCGCUAUACAACCGACUCGUCGGUCUCACCAAGAGCGAGGAUAAGCGCUUCUAUGUCUUCUUCAACGACUUUCGCCUCGAGACUUACGUCAACCGUGAGGCCAACGAGACCGUCAACGACCGCAACGACCGCGCUGUGCGCAAGGCGGUCAAGUGGUAUGCCGAGCACCUGGCCCAGACCAAGGCCAAGAAUCUCCCCGCUGUCGUCAUGCUCAGCGACGACCAAGACUGCCUGAGGAAAGCCAAAGCUGAGGGCGUGACGGCCAUGUCGUUGUCCGAUUAUGUUGGCGGUCUUGAGGACGGCGAGCGGCUGCUCGACAUGGUCGCUGAGUCACGGAACUCGGGCUACUCCAAGAAACCCGCCGGGCCGAUAUAUCCCGAGUACUUCACCAUGUCCAAGCUGAUGACGGGCGUCAAGGCCGGGCUUCUGCACCAGGGCAUCUUCAACGUCUCGCCGUACAAUUAUCUCGAGGGGUCCAUUAACGUCCCUGCGUUCCCCAAGCCUCUCAUUGUCCUCGGCAGGGAGAACAUCAAUAGAGCUGUCAGCGGCGAUGUCGUUGUCGUUGAGGUUUUGCCAAAGGAGCAGUGGAAGGAGCCGUCAACAAAAAUUAUCGAGGAGGAGGCGGUCACUCGCGACGAAAAUGCCGACGAAGAAGCAGCUCAGGAUAUCGUGUCCGAGAAGGAGCGCAAGGCGCUGCAAGAGGAGGUCAAGAAGACGCACAGCAAGAGCACCGAGGGCCGUCCGCAACCCACGGCAAAGGUCGUCGGCAUCAUCAAGCGCAACUGGAGACAGUAUGUUGGACACAUCGACCCUUCGUCGGCGAGCAAGAGCGGUGGCCAGGGCCGCAAGCAGGACAACGUUUUCCUCAUCCCGAUGGACAAGCGCAUCCCCAAGAUCAAACUGCGCUCGAGACAGGUCCCCGAGCUCCUCGGCAAGCGUCUGCUGGUCACCAUCGAUGCGUGGGACCGCGACUCCAGAUAUCCCGUCGGCCACUUUGUGCGUUCACUGGGUGAGCUCGAGACCAAGGCCGCCGAGACGGAGGCCUUGUUAUUGGAGCACGACGUGCAGUACCGCCCCUUCCCCAAGACGGUGCUCGACUGCCUACCGAAGGAGGGGCACGACUGGCGAGUCCCCCAAAACCUGGAGGAUCCCGGCUGGAGAGACAGGGAGGAUCUCCGCAAGCUUCUCAUCUGCAGUAUUGACCCCAUCGGCUGUCAAGACAUCGAUGACACGCUCCACGCGCGGCCGCUCCCCAAUGGCAAUUUCGAAGUCGGCGUCCACAUCGCCGACGUGUCCCACUUUGUCAAACCUGGCAAUGCCAUGGACACGGAGGCCAGCCUGCGAGGCACGUCCGUGUAUCUCGUGGACAAGCGUAUCGACAUGUUGCCCAUGCUCCUCGGCACCGACUUGUGCUCGCUGAAGCCCUACGUCGAGCGCUAUGCCUUCUCCGUCAUCUGGGAGAUGAAUCCGAACGCGGACAUUGUCGGAGCUCGCUUCACCAAGUCGGUCAUCCAGUCCAAGGAGGCUUUCAGCUACGAGGCGGCCCAGCUCCGCGUUGACGACGCCUCCCAGCAGGACGAUCUCACCAACAGCAUCAGAACGCUCAUGAUGCUGUCCAAAAAGCUGAAGCAGAAGCGCAUGGACGCCGGCGCCCUCAGCCUGUCGUCCCCCGAGGUCAAGGUGCAGAUGGAGUCGGAGACAUCGGAUCCCAUCGACGUCAAGACGAAGCAGCACCUCGACACCAUGUCUUUGGUCGAGGAGUUUAUGCUGCUUGCCAACGUCAGCGUCGCCAGCAAGAUCUAUGAAGCCUUCCCGCAGACCGCCAUCCUUCGUCGUCACGGUGCCCCGCCCAAGACUAACUUUGACGAGCUCUCCAACCAGCUCAGGGUCAAGAAGGGCCUGGAGCUUCGCGUCGACUCGAGCAAGGCGCUCGCCGACUCGCUCGACAACUGCGUAGACCCCGCCGACCCCUUCUUCAACACGCUCGUCCGCAUCAUGGCCACCCGCUGCAUGAUGAGCGCCGAGUACUUCUGUUCCGGCACACAGGCGUACCCCGAGUUCCGCCACUACGGCCUGGCAUCGGAGAUUUACACGCACUUCACCUCCCCGAUCCGCCGGUAUGCUGAUCUCGUCGCCCACAGGCAGCUAGCGGCGGCCAUCGGGUACGAGGCGAUCCAUCCGGCGGUGCGCAGCAGCGGCAAGCUCGAGGCCGUGUGCAAGAACAUCAACGUACGGCACCGUAACGCGCAGCUGGCGGGCCGUGCCAGCAUCGCCUACUACGUUGGCCAGGCGCUCAAGGGCCGGGUCGCAGAGGAGGAGGCCUUUGUGAUGAAGAUCUUCAGCAACGGCUUUGUAGUGCUCGUACCGCGGUUCGGCAUCGAGGGGCUUAUCCGGCUCCGCGACCUCGCUGAGCCGGAGCCUGAGAGCGCAUUCGAUGCGGAGAACUACGUGCUGACGACGACGGGAAGCUACAAGUUGAAGGUGGAACUGUUCCAGAAGGUCAAGGUUAAGGUCACUGAUGAGAAGGACGAGGCGACGGGGAAGAGGGGUGUCAAGAUGGAGCUCGUCAAGGCUUGAGAGGCUGCCUUGGAUUUUUCUCUGUCGUUGGAGUCGGGACGUGAUGUGGAUGAGAAUGUGGCAUAGAUAGAGCAGCCCAAGAAGUCCUCUAAGGCGAGCAUCUUGUGAUCGAGGCAGAGCCAUAUUUACCUACCACUAAUGGAAGGCAGUUCUCGAACGUGGUCGAUUUGACAUGGCGAGAGGUUCUUUCCUCACUGCUAGCGUCAACAAGAAUUAUCCAUCUCCUGGUUUGGCGCUUGAACUGAACACGACAGGACACCCACUUUGGGCAAUUGGAGCGGCUGAUGACCAGUUAUUGAAUAAUCGCUUUUGUUGAUCCUCUCAAUACGGCGACUCUAGUCUCCUCCGUAUUUGAAAACAAAGUCAAGCAUCCCAAGGAGCGUGGGAUGCAUCCCCAAUGCCUUGGAACAGAGUCCACGUCGGCGCCGGUUCUCGGUGUGCACCUCGGCCGCCGCCGAAAAUGCACCGCGAAUGCGGGGUGUGGAUGCCGACAUCAGGUGGGGGUUGUUGUUUGUUAUCUUUACGCGGAGAGGGAGGAAGGCCGGGACGGCAAGACGCCCACUGGCGUCCGCAAAUCCAAUUCUACGGCAUGCGUGUUGGCAUGGGAAACAAGAAAGAGGGAGAGAAAGAAUGGGCCCAAGAAUUCCGUGGCCAAGAAAACGAGGGCUCACAAGGCCUGCAGCGGAUGGCAGGGAAUAUGAAC
Molecule: messenger RNA, 3822 nt
Organism: Colletotrichum destructivum
Lineage: Eukaryota; Fungi; Ascomycota; Sordariomycetes; Glomerellales; Glomerellaceae
Product: Putative ribonuclease II/R, PIN domain, S1 domain, nucleic acid-binding protein
Exons: 2
Coding region: 168-3119 (983 amino acids)
Biological process (GO): rRNA catabolic process
Cellular component (GO): cytoplasmic exosome (RNase complex); nuclear exosome (RNase complex)
Molecular function (GO): endonuclease activity; RNA binding; 3'-5'-RNA exonuclease activity
Source: RefSeq, a predicted model, not a curated record